Corylus avellana is the source of this 585-nucleotide messenger RNA. RefSeq lists its product as uncharacterized. Gene Ontology annotation, molecular function: nucleic acid binding; RNA-DNA hybrid ribonuclease activity. Lineage: Eukaryota; Viridiplantae; Streptophyta; Magnoliopsida; Fagales; Betulaceae. The record is from RefSeq and is a predicted model, not a curated record.
AUGCAAAGGUCUGUGGAAGAAUAUAGGCAAGCUAAUGUGAGGGCACCUGCUAUGGAUGAGGAGUCUUCACGAGCACCAAUAGAAAAAUGGAAGGCACCUCCAGAUGGAUGGUGCAAAGUAAAUUGGGAUGUAGGCUUUGCAAAAUCCUCGGACAUAAUGGGCUUGGGCAUUAUCGUGCGAGAUAGUAGGAGUAAUGUGCUAGCAACUAGGAGUUUAACACGUAAGGUACUGUUGGAACCAAUAAUGGGGGAAGUGCUGGCCUCCUAUUAUGCUGCUUUAUUAUGUAAGGAGCUAGCUUUGACAUAUGUUAUCCUAGAGGGAGAUGCAAAGCAAGUGGUGGACGCAAUUGUAUCAAAAGGGAAUUGCUGGAGUCGUUUUGGCCAUUUGGUGGAAGACACGAGAACUGUUCUACUGGCUUUUACAGAAUGGAAGUGCGUUCAUAUAAACCGUACUGCAAAUAAUGUUGUUCAUAAGUUAGCAAAAAUGGCAACCUCUGACAUCAUAGAUAGAACUUGGACUCUUUGUAUACCAGAUUGUAUACGUGAUGUUAUUUUGAUGAAGCAAUUAGUUCCAUCAAGUGAUUGA